GUUAAGCAUAUAGAAAUGAAUGUGAAAUUGUUGAAGCGUUGCAAGAACAAGCGAACGGUACAAUUUGCAAAAUUGAAGCUGAUGCGCCAGUUUGAUGAGAACGGCAACGCCCUGAACGAUGGCUACGCCGCCGUCGCCGCAGCAGCGGCGGCAAUCGCUGCUGCCGGUGGCAACGGCAACGGCAACGGCAACAGCAGCAGCAGCAGCGGCAGCAGCAACAGCAGCAACAACUCCGCCGCCAAUCAGUUCACGGCCAUGAUUACCGCCAACAGCGGGGCUCAGCAGCAGCAGCAACAGCAACAGCAACAGCUGCAGCAUCAUCAGCAGCGCUCGAACAACGUGGACACGCUGUUGACAACUGGCGGUAACGCGAUGACACCGGCCAUGGCAUUUGCAGCGGUUGCUGCCACCUACAACCAGAUUCAGCAGAUUGGCGGCUCGUCGCAGCCACCGACCAAGCUGAAGGCGAAGAAGAAGUCGCAGCAGGAGCGGAACACCACCACGGUGGAUGUGGAGUCUGUGGCCGGGUAUCGCGGCAAGGAUCCGGUCGAGCAGCUGGUCAAAUACAUUGAGAACGACGGCGCCCAGCAGCAGCAGCAGCAGCAGCAGAAGAAGAAGGAGCGCAAGAAGCAGAACAAGCUCAAGAAAUGUAAUUCGCUCGAAGAGCUGCGCAGCUGUGCGAAGAUGGAGGUCGACGAGCUGAAGCGCCAGUCGGCAACCACUGAGAUGAUGCGCAACAAGAAGGGCGGCAAGCACAAUUCCGCUUCCGUGGCGGACAUCAAUAAGAACUGCAACAAGGAACAGCAGCAAUCACAGCAGCAGCAACAGCCGCAGCAGCAGCAACAAUCAUCGCAGCAGUCGCAGCAGCAAUCAUCGGCGACACGCAAGGGCGAGCGUCGCUCCUGGGGUACCGAGGAGCUGCAGUAUUUGGGCGAGCCUGCGUUGAACGAUAGCAACAACAGCAGCGGCAACAACAGCAACUGCAAUGAGCCAGCAGCAACAGCAGCUGCAGCAGCGGCAACAGCAGCAGCAGCAGCAGCAACAUCAUCCCAAAUGUCGAUGACGAGCGGCACAAUGCCAUCGCUGGAGCUGCCCUCAUUGGCGCGCAUGUCCGAGAUGGAGGCGCUCAAUACGGUGCUGACCGAGACGGCCGAGUUCCAUGUGGUCACCAAAAAGAAGAAACCAAAGAAGCAGCGCGCCGUUACCAUGGACGAUGCGGCCGUUGCGGCAGCUGCCACAACCGGCGGCAACUUGCAGCGCAUGCAACAGAUUACAAAGUCCGCAUCGUCCAAUAUGAUGUCGCAGCGCUUGCGCGGCAGCAACAUGGACUAUUACAACAACAACAAUAACAACAACAAUUAUUAUGCUGGACAUGCCAGCUACAACAACAGCAGCAACAAGCAGCAACAGCAACAACAACAGCACGCCACAACAUCAGCAACAGCAACUGCAGCUGCAGCUGCAGCGACAACAGUUGUUGCUGGCACUCAAGAUAAUUCGCGUCGCAAGUCCACAUCGUCCAUGCCGCCAUCGGAGAAAUCUGAUUCAAGUGAUCUCGACUCGGUGCACUCGCUGCCCAUACAAACUGGCAAGAAGAAGAGCAGCAACAAUAAGCGUUCAGCCGCCGCACAGGCCAAACAAAACAACAAUAACAAUAACAACCAUAACAAUAACAAUAAGAAUCAUAAUAAUCAUGGAGCUGCUGCGCCCAUCUCGUAUGCGGACAUCGCACGCAACAAGCGCGAACUGCUGGCCGCCAGCGAGGACAACGAUGCCGGGCACGAUGGCCCGGGCACUAACUCGGGCUCAUCCCAGUUGCUGCUGGACAACAACAACGGCAGCAGCAGCAGCAGCACGAACAGCAGCAGCGGCAGCAGCAACAGCAAGCAGCGCGCCGCCAAGUCAAAGGCGCGUCCCGACUUCCCAGAGCUGCCCAGCGCCAUGGCCGCCAAUAUAACAACAGCAACAGCAGCGGGCGCUGCAGCAGCAGCAGCAGCAGCAGCAACAGCAGCCGCCGCAACAGCCGCUGUGCUCGUCAGCUACUCGCAGAGCCUGAACAAAUUGCCAGCGCAGAGCAACAGCGGCGAGACCGAGGAGAAGCAACAAUUGCAGAGCUCGGCAGCAGCUGCGUCCACAGCAGCAACAACAGCAGCAGCAGCAGCAACAUCAUCAACCAAUGCCACCUCGAAUCAACAGCAGUCGGCGCUGCCAGCGCUGCAAAAGUCCAAGAGUGUCGAGCACGAUGCCCGCAGCAACAGCAGCAGCAGCUACAACUUCAACAGCAGCAAUCUGGACUUGCAGUAUCCGGCGCUGGAGAAGACUGUGAAGCGGCACAGCGUCAACUAUGUGUCGCUGCCUUCGGCCAUCAGCAGCAACAUUAACUUUGCCGCAGCUGCCAAACAGCAGCAGGAGAAGGAGAAAGAAAAGGAGAAGGAAAAGGAAAAGGAGAAGGAAAAGGAGAAGCUCAACCAAGAUGUGACGACAGCAGCAACAGCAGUAGCAACAGUUGCUGCUGCUACAGCAACUACCUCAGCCAAGGCUAAGAGCAAGCCAAAGGAACUAUCACCUGGCAGCAGCAACAGCAGCUGCAACAGCAACAGCAACAGCAACAGCAGCAGCAGCAGCAGCAGCAAGAAGGAGAAGAAGCCUAGUCAGGAGGAGCAAUCAACGUCGACGAUGACGACGUCGCCGCCCAUUAGCUUUAACACAUGCUGCCACAACAACAAGGCAACUGCUGCCACGCAGACGGAGGUGGCCAAGAGGCACAGCAGCUGCAACACUGUGGCCGCUGGCGUGCAGACAGCACUGCCGGCGGGCAAUAGACCCGCUGUGAUUAUACUCAACGAUGAUCGCGACUCGGCGCUGGGCAGGCUCAACAACGAGUUCAUCUUUGGCGACUUCAAUGAGGACGAGCUGAAGCUGUUCGACGAUGCCAGCGACAAGGAGGAGUCGGACGAGAAGCCCACUAAGCAUCAGGUGGACAAGCAGCAGCAGACGACGCCGACAACAGCAACAGCAGCAACUGCAACAGAUUCCAGCUGUGACCAACAGCAACAACAGCAGCAGCAGCAGCAACAGCAGCAACAGUUGCAGCUGCAGAUGCUAAACGAUUCGGGUGCCGCCUCCGAUUUGGUCAAUAGUUCGGCCUGCAUGGAUAUGCUGCUGAUCUCAGGGCAGGCGGCACAGUCGUCGCCCAAUGCCGCAGCCGCCAACAACAGCUCAUCGACUUCAUCGACGCCAUCCUCAUCGGCCUCUUGCUCCACCUCCGCCUCCUCGUCGACGCUGAGCAGCACCAGCAACGGCAACGGCAGCGGCAGUGGCAGUAAUGGCAACGGCGGCAGCGCCGCCUUGCACUUGGCCAAUCAGUCGAGCGACAGCGGCAUCUAUGGCACUGCCAACAUAUCGAAUUCAGCUGCGGCCACCAUCAAGGAUCAGGUGAAUAGUUUCCUAAGCAAGGCCAGCGCCGGCAACGCCAAUGCCAAUGCCAGCCACAGCCACAGCCACAGCCAUAGCAACAGCAGCAGCUGCAGCAGCUGCCAAGAUGAGCCGCUGCCCAUGCAGCAGCUGGAGACAUGCAACGAUAUCGAGGCAGCAAUUAUUGCAGCUGCCCGCGCCGCUGCCGCAGAGGCCUCGUCGCGCAGCGGCAGCUGCAGUCGCAGCAAUUCACGCGAGCAGCCGGCGACAGUUGCUAAUGCCAAGCCACGACCAGCUCUCUAUAGCUCCUACGGCCUGGGCAGUGGAGUGCAUACAGCAGCAGCUGCUGCCGCUGACAAUGCUGUUGCUGCUGAUAAUCUAGAUGACGAGGACGAGGAGCCGCCGCUGCACGAGCUCAGCUUUAUGUCUGAUCUCAAAACGGAGUUUGGGGCGACAGCCACACCAAUCCCAACAGCAUCAUCAUCAUCAGCAACCAUGUCUGCAACAUCGUCACGUCAAAGUCAAAUGUCCAACACGGAGCUCAUCGUGGACUACAUCAGCAGCUGUAAGUCGAGCGAAGAAAUAAAUAUUUAUAUAAAUGCAAGCUUAAUCAGUGCAUAG
Molecule: messenger RNA, 4035 nt
Organism: Drosophila navojoa
Lineage: Eukaryota; Metazoa; Arthropoda; Insecta; Diptera; Drosophilidae
Gene: tyf
Product: twenty-four
Molecular function (GO): histone acetyltransferase activity
Source: RefSeq, a predicted model, not a curated record